UGUCAGUUUCGAUGGUUCUGUCAAAGUAGGCAGCUGUUUACGUUUUGUAUCGUUAUUUUGCGAUCGUUUUGCACAACUUUUGUUAUAUCUUAUUGUUUUUAUGCCAACGCUUUACCCCGACGUUUUUAUGGUGAAACAUACUUGUGAUAUUUCGAUAUCUUUGUACCAUGUCAGAUGUCAAGAGGUGAAUAGUCUGUGUUUUGUGUUCUAACCUGUGAGUGACAGUUUUUUAUAUUGUUUGGGAUUUGGAGCGAUAAACAUAUCGGUAUCGGGAGGUGGGAUGACAGCGUGUUGAGUGGCAUCGCGUCGCGGUAUGGUGUUGUGUUUGUGUGCGUGCAUCCGCGUGUGAGUAUUGUGUGUCGCCGGCCGAUGGUGGCAGCGUUGUAGUGUUAGCGUGAGUUAUGGUGUGGUCAUGGCGCUCGGUGGCGCUGGUGGCGACGGUGGCGGCGGUCGCGGUGCUGCACGCGGCGCACGCGCUGCCCGGCACGCUGUAUCACAACCAAUUCGCGGUGCACGUGCCCGCAGGAGCCGACCAUGUCGACGACAUCGCCAGGAGGCACGGUUUCGUCAAUCAUGGACAGAUUGGCGCUUUAAAAGGAUACUAUCUGUUGUCACACCACGAGAUCCACAAGCGGUCGACUGAGCCCAGUCAUGAACACCAUAGGAAAUUAAACGAGGAACCACAGGUGCGGUGGGUCCAGCAACAGCGCGAGCGGCGGAGAGUGAAGCGUGACUACAACCCGUAUGACGCUGCUCUGUGGUCGCAGCUCAACAGGAGGCUGCCGGCGCAUCGCACGCAUCACCGCGCGCUCUCAUCGUCGUCACCUUUCUUCCCAGACCCGCUCUUCAAAGAGCAGUGGUAUCUGAAUGGUGGAGCUAAAGAUGGGCUGGAUAUGAACGUGUCUCCAGCUUGGCAGAAGGGCUAUACAGGAAAGGGCGUCGUCGUAUCUAUCCUUGAUGACGGUAUCCAAACUAAUCACCCUGACCUUGCUCAAAACUACGAUCCCAAUGCCUCAACCGAUAUAAAUGGAAAUGACGAAGAUCCCAUGCCUCAAGAUAAUGGUGAUAACAAACACGGUACAAGAUGUGCGGGAGAGGUUGCAGCAGUUGCCUACAACCAAUACUGUGGAGUUGGCAUUGCCUACAACGCUAGUAUAGGUGGAGUAAGAAUGUUGGACGGCGUAGUCAAUGACGCCGUUGAAGCAAGAGCUUUGGGACUCAACCCGGACCAUAUUGACAUAUAUAGUGCGUCGUGGGGUCCCGAAGACGACGGAAAAACCGUUGAUGGACCAGGACCGCUAGCCAGGAGAGCAUUUAUUUAUGGAGUAACAAGUGGUCGUCGUGGCAAGGGAUCUAUUUUUGUUUGGGCGUCAGGAAACGGCGGAAGACAUACAGACUCUUGCAACUGCGAUGGCUACACUAACAGUAUAUUUACACUGUCAAUAUCUAGUGCUACACAAGGAGGAUACAAACCUUGGUAUUUAGAAGAGUGCUCUUCUACCCUAGCAACAACAUACAGUUCAGGCACGCCUGGACAUGAUAAGAGUGUUGCUACAGUUGAUAUGGAUGGAAGAUUAAGAGCUGAUCAUAUUUGUACUGUAGAGCACACGGGAACAUCAGCUUCCGCUCCGUUGGCAGCUGGUAUCUGUGCCUUAGCUUUAGAAGCCAAUCCUGACUUGACGUGGAGAGACAUGCAAUAUUUAGUAGUAUUAACUUCACGACCGCAACCACUCGAGAAGGAAACAGGGUGGGUCGUUAACGGCGUGAAGAGAAAAGUAAGUCACAAGUUUGGAUACGGAUUGAUGGAUGCUUCAGAAAUGGUGAGCCUCGCUGAGCAGUGGGUAUCAGUCCCACCCCAGCAUAUUUGUAAGUCACAAGAAAUUAAUGAAGAUAAGCCCAUAGAGUCAUCUUUUGGCUAUAGUUUAGCCGUUCAUAUGGACGUUAACGGCUGUAGUGGUACAGUAAAUGAAGUACGUCACCUUGAACAUGUACAAUGCAAAAUAUCUCUUAGAUUUUUCCCACGAGGUAAUUUAAGAAUUUUACUAACUUCGCCAAUGGGGACGACAUCAACACUACUUUUUGAAAGACCUCGUGACGUCGUCAGCUCGAACUUUGAUGAUUGGCCAUUCUUAAGUGUGCAUUUCUGGGGAGAACACGCAGAAGGAAGGUGGAAAUUGCAAAUCGUAAAUGGUGGAAACAGACAUGUGAAUCAACCAGGAAUUUUAAAGAAAUGGCAACUUAUCUUCUAUGGAACGGCGGUCGACCCUAUAAGGCUUCGUUCAAAGAGACCGUCGCCUGUCGCACCUCCGUUUGCAUUCCCAACCGCCGCGGACGGUUACGAAGCUAUCGGUGAUUCUUUUUACAACACUGACGCGUUUGCCAACUAUCAAAACUAUCCAACUCUUUUCGCCGCUGGUUCCGAUCCAGAGAAGGCAGUGGCUCGUCUCGACGGACAUAACGUCCCUUCACCGCAUGGGGAGAAUGUCCUCGCCGAUAGUAAUGACAAGCGCGUCAUGCACGAAUGUGACCCUGAAUGCGAUUCUCAAGGCUGCUAUGGUAAAGGACCUACUCAAUGUAUAGCUUGCAAACAUUAUCGUCUUGACGAUGCCUGUGUUUCCCGUUGUCCACCGAGAAGUUACGCCAAUCAAGGCGCAGUUUGUUGGCCAUGUCAUGAAUCAUGUGAAACAUGCGUAGGGCCUGGACAGGACUCUUGUUUAACGUGUGCUCCGUCUCAUCUUCUCGUCGCAGAUUUAGCGGUCUGUUUGCAGCAAUGUCCAGAUGGCUAUUGGGAGGACACUGAAUCUUCAGUUUGUCGUCCAUGUGCUGCUCACUGCGCAACGUGUUCCGAACGUUCGGACGCGUGUACUUCUUGCGAACAUCACUUGGUUCUCUUCCAAGGGUCUUGCAUGGCGAUUUGUCCACCAGGUUAUUACGAAACGGAGGAUUAUUUGUGCGCUAAAUGUCAUUCGACUUGCGAUACCUGUGAGGGUCCUGGGGAAGCGCAGUGCGUUACGUGUCACGCGACAACGUACACCUUGGACGGGCGUUGCGUUGCGUCUUGUCCAGCCGGGUACUACGCAGAUAAAAAGAGAAAGGAGUGUAUGAAGUGUUCAAUCGGCUGCGAGUCAUGCACAAGCGCUUUCUGCCUUACUUGUAGCCAAAACUGGGAACUGAAUAAGAAAGGCAAAUGUUUGCCAAAGGGAUCAGAACGUUGUCUGGCAGGAGAGUUCAUCGACAAGCAGGCGUGUCGUCGGUGUAACGACGCCUGCGGAUCAUGUUACGGAUCAGACGAUAGCCACUGUCUGACUUGCCAGUCGCCAAAUCUACUACAAGAUUACAGAUGCGUGUCAGAAUGCGCUAGAGGGUAUUACGGGGAGGCGGGGCGCUGCUUGCGUUGCGUGCACGGGUGCGCUACAUGUGCGUCGAGACUCAACUGUACCACGUGCGCCGGAUCACUAAGACUGCAGUCCGGAGCUUGUAGGACGGCUUGCGCUGAUGGAUACUACGCGGAUCGCGGCACGUGUUCCAAGUGUUAUCUAUCCUGUCGAACCUGCAUCGGACCGAGGCGUGAUCAAUGCGCUUCGUGUCCGCUGGGAUGGAGGCUAGCGGCCGGCGAGUGCCAUCCUGAGUGCCCACAAGGCUUCUACCAGAGCUCAAGUGGCUGCCGCCACUGCCACCACUACUGCCGAGAGUGUGACGGAUCCGGUCCUCUGCACUGCAAAUCAUGCCCACCAGGCUUCAUGUUAGAUGGCGGGCUUUGUAUGGAGUGCCUCGGAUCACAAUUCUACGACGCCAGCAGUGGAACCUGCAAGGCUUGUGACGGCUCCUGUAGAACUUGCUCUGGACCCGGUCAGUUCAGCUGUACUGGGUGUUCGAGACCUCUAAGGCUUGACAGAUUAAACAACCAAUGUGUAACGUGCUGUGCGGAGCGCGGAGUCACUGGCAACGCGACGGCCGCGGAUUGUUGCCACUGCCAUCCUGAGACUGGCGAAUGCAUAAAUUCGUCAGUAGCGGGCAAGCGGCGGAUAGCGGAGUGGGGCGCCUUGCACACCGAAGAGAGCGAGCGAGCGCUGCCGAGCGUCGCGAUGACAGUCAUUGCGGUGUGCGCGGCGGCCGCCACCAUAUUCUUUGUUGUACUCAUGGUGUUACAGAGCCGGAGUUCGCGUGAGGUACGCGCCCGCAGCCGCGGCGCGCUGUACUCGCCGCUGGCGUACACAGACGACGGCGACGUAGCGGUCCUCGCCUCUCGCACCGCCUUCCCCGUGCACGACGACCCCGAACCAGAACAACACCCCCUGCUAGAACAUUCCACAUAGCGCGCGCUGUGAUCCUAGACGUAAGUGAGUUCACGCGGAACAAAGUGAUUUUAACGCGAGUUUCAAUAGUAGACGUAAGUUUCAAUUAGUGAUACGCGGCCACAACUUCCUACAGUAAUGUUAAAGGACCAGUAAUACGUAAAGUUGAUGGUUAGUUCUAAUUUAGUUACGCGUUAUGACAACGACAUUGGAUUGGACUUUUGCGAUAAAACAAGGGGAGAGAUGAGUAAACAUCCAUUUGUGAGCAGCAGGGUGUGCACGACAACCGCGUCGCGUGUGGCGCGAAUUAUAUCGAGGGUUUCGGUCAAUAUAGUCGUAUGGUUAUUGGUCGACGCCCUCGAUAUAAUUGGAGCGGCGCGCGGCGCUGUUGCUGUGCCGCGACGGCUGUAGUUUGAUCUUACCGUAAUCCUAUAUCGCUUGGAGUGGUAAAGCCUAUAGAAUCAAAGUCUUGCAAGUGGAUGUUUGGCACUGUCUUGAUGUCAGUGUAUCCAAACACCCGUCAGGACGCUGACAACAUUGACAAGUGUAAAUCCCAUUUACUAUUCGUAGCCUGUGCAGUAGAUAGGCGGGUAUUUACUGUUUCCACUUUGUAUGUACGAAUUUUGCAGGCGCCUCAUGCAACGGAGAGAUAUGUGAUAUGACUGUUCGUGAUAUUGAACGAUUCAUAACUCUAUACGUAUUGAGAAUUCGUAACUUUCAUCUAGGUACUAAGCAUUACAUAAGGACGAGCUAUUAUGUUACCCAAUUACGAGACAAGGUACGUCUGAAACGCGAUAAUCUUGAUGCUUUCGUAAUCUUUGGUACAGUCGUGAGCAAUAUCAUGUACCCACUUUAGAACCCUGUCGCUUUAUCAUAUUCGACAUGUAGUGAGACUUGUCAAAAAAGUUAAUGUGACAUGGUACUUAAGUGUGUAGGUACUUUAAUGCUGGUGAUCGUGACCGCACCAUCUUGUACAUUUGCUACAGUACUUAUAACUUGCGUAUCUUAGUACUUCGGCUUCGCAAGAACAAUCAUAUAUUGCUAAGGAUGGUAUUAAUAAACUAAUCUUAGCUUUGAGACUCACCUCAAGAUCAUGGCAAUGUGACUGUUCUUAUAUAAAAACAGGGACUUGAGCAUUAUCUUGAAGGCAGUCUCAGCUGAAAUUAGUUUAUUAAUACCACCCUAAGAAUCAUACAAAUACUUUCUUGAGCACAUGACAGCGGGCGGCCUUAUUGUUGCUAUACAAAUUUGUUCCACCCAACCAUUGGGUACAGUGAUCAAUAAUCAUGUGAGCAAAUCGUUCAAUAUUGUGGAUACGAUAAAGAUGUACCUCUUCAUUGUACUUGGGAACUGUACUAGAUGUAAAUUGUAAGUAUGAUAUGAACAAACGUUCGAAGAGUAGAACGGGCCAUAGCCCGAUAUUGUGAUAUGGAUCGAUUAGUUAAAUAUUGCCUUUUAUAUUAUUUGCUGUUGCCCACGUAUGGAGGUGUUAUUAGCUCUAAUGACUUGACAAAUUGAUAUUGAAGUUCAGAAAAGCUGUCCACAUGAGCGGAAAUUUCCCUUAAAAUAAUGGUUAAAGCAUUACACUAACUUUUCCAACUAAACGUCAACACUAAAUUACUAUGGAAUUUGUAUGAAAAUGCACACCGUGACGAUAUAAAUCGUCAUAAAAAGUCGGACUUAUUAUUAUGUUUUUCUUGAUGAAAAUUCAUAAAUAAGUUAAAUCGAUUUAUGAUGGGUAAUAAGAAUUGCAUAAUUUAACUUUGACCACACCCCGGUCACUUAAUACAGAAAUCUCGUUUCACACAAACACUACACUUUGACGUUAUUGUACACGCGUAUCUGUGUGUGUGACGACUGACGACGAUACGAUCGAAGACUCAAGUAAGACCGGGGGGGGAGGUAAACCUAGUUCAGUCGCCGGCGAGGAGAGGAGAGUUGCCGUUCUAUACGGAGUAUUAUUCCUUAUUAUAUCCUUUUACCUAGGAUACUACCAUCAUGUUCAUAUUGUUCAUGUUAUACAUAUUCAAAUUUCAGUAUAUAUUAACACAUAAGAACAUCGCGUUUUCAUUCUUGGUAUGGGUAUGUGUUAGGGGCGGGGAGUUUCCAGCCUACAUUAAUAAAAACUUGUAAUACAUUAAAAACAACUUGUAAUUAUUAAAAAUAUUUCGAAUCAAUUUCAAAUUAAAAGUAUGGUAUGUAGCUCUGUGAGCCGUGCUAAAUUCAGUUUGUCAGCAUUCCCAAUAGAAUUUAAUCUAUCAUAUUAGUUUGAAACAGUGAUUGUUCAUCAUAAAUUCUCUCUAACCAAUUUCGCAGUUUAAAAAAUAUACGAAGCUACUGAACCCUGUAAAAUCAAUAACUAAAACCAAACUGUAGAAUUGCCGGCUUGUUAGUUCUCACUAGGGAUCAAUACUAUGACCUAGUGUCAUUGAACCGUGUUUGAAACUUGUAAUUUAUGUUGUGACGUAAUAUUUAAGAACCUUUUUAUGCUGUUUCAACGAGAAAACAUUUCUAGAAUUUUCUAUACUUUUGGAGAACUUAGAUACUAAGGGCUUUUUAUUUUUCACGCGUUAUUUGAAGGUAGUGUUGCUAUUGUGAUGUAAAGUACACCAACUUUUGCCUCGCCUUUCGCUUUGGGUACGGGUAAUUGAAUAACACAUUUCGUACGGUAAGUAACAGAUAUUUUUACCAAUACAUAUUUUUGUUGACGUCACUAUGAUCAUGUGUUUCACCGGUUUGCUUCUCAGACGUGGAGAUCCGGUUCGAGCCGGUUUCCGACUUGCACCAAUUUCUUUGCACUAAAAUAGUUGGCUCGACCAUUCAUAGACGGAUAGAUCAGUGAAGCGUCGGUACUUCAUUCAUCUUGUAAUAGCCCAAUUGUGAAUAUAGUCCUGAUGCUUAUGCUUACAUAUGUUACGUUAUAUUUUUUAUCGACCCAAUAAUUGCAUUUUUUUUUUGGAAAUCUGCCUCCCUUAAAAGAGAGGAUGAAAUUUGAUAUGGGACUUUUCGGAGUUUUCAAGGUAGGAAACUAAAAAAGGUUGUUACCCCGAAUUUAACGCGAGCGAAGUCGCAGGCAAAAGCUAAUAAUAAAUAAAACAAAUUCGUAAUACUGCUUUUAUAUUGAUACCUACGUGUAAGUAUAGGUCAUCGAAGUGUAAUAGGUAAGUUACUAUUCCCAGGUCGUUAGCUCGUAGAGUUCGUAUGAAUACGUGUCAAUUACACCGCGAUAUGCAUAUCGCGCUUGUCAGUUAUCGACACUCGAUUUUUAUCACCACAACCUGAUUUCAAAGAUCACAAAAGGCCUCGGCGAACUUUUUCGAUUUCCCCGCUGUCAUUUCCUACAAGAGAGUGGUAUUGGUGUUCAUAUCUACAUUCCUUUUCUUUUCUUUUUACCGUCAGCACCGUCCAGAUAUCUAAAUUUGCAUUUUUAUAGUGCACAGAUUGUGAAUUUCCGUUUCAAAUGCGCUGCUUUCCCUACAAUUUCCUACUUCGUUUACUUUCUGGGCGGCUAAUAAAUAGGUUCCUUUAUGCUGUGAUUGAGUUGUUUGUUGGAAGUUGUCAGCAUCAACUAUUAACGCCAACUUUGGAAAUGCACUUCCAACACCGAAGUUUCGACUGCAUUACUCCAAGUUUCCGUCACAUCACUAGAGUUACUCGUCACAAAACAUAUUACAUUGAAUUAUUUAGCGAAGUUCUAAUCUGUUGUAACUGUAGGCAACAGCAAACAACAUAAAAGUCAGUAGAUGUAAUUAUCUGCGCCAUAGUAAAUGCCACAUAUGUUAUCGUCAUACUCAUAAAAUUCUACUCGACUACUUGAGCUCUCUUGAAUGACGUCACAACCUGUCUACUCUUGUAUUUUUAAUUAUAUCCUAAUUGUAAUUUAGUUUUUAGGUCCAAAAGUUACCAUAGAAAGCUGUAAAUUGUACAAUUUUUAUUUUGAACUUAAUUCAAGUAACGGCAAUAGCUGAUAAAUAGGAAAAUAUAUUUUUGUAGUUUAAAAAAUAAAUCAUGCCUUGUCAUAAUUUUAUUAUAAUUAUAAGUAGAAAAGCUUUUAGUUUUUUAAUGUAAUUAGUAAAAUUGUAAUCACUCUUAUUUUUAUUUAAAAAAAAAGUAAAACUGUCACAACCUUUCCAUUAAGAACUUUAAUGUAUUCUAAGAUGUGCGCAAAUUUUUCACCUCUAGUGAAUUUUCAUUAAUUAAUAUUGUGAUAAACAAAAAUAUAACUUCUAUGUAAGAUGUCGAUCAACGAUGUUCUCAUUAUAAUUAAAUAUAUAAAUAUUUAAAAUCAAAGAUAAAGUGUUACCAUUUUCCAUCACAAGUUGUAUAUAAAAUUUAGAUAGAUUGUUGAAUUGUUCAUAAAUAAUAUAAAAUAGAAAAGAAAAUUAUAUUGUUCAAAUUUUAUCUAAUGCUAGAUUGGAAGUCACAUAAUUGUUUACUUCAUUAUACUUACGUAUCUCGUUUCAGCUUGACUUUCAAUAACUAAUGUAAUUUAUUAAAAGCAUUAUUAUUAUUUAUGUAAAAUUUGAAUUUAAUUUGUUUAUGACUUGUAUUGUAGAUAGCUAGUUUUUAGUAAAAACAAACUUCUUGACAUCUGAUUUGUUCAGCACUUCUUAUGGGUACUUUGAUGAAUUUUCAAAAUUCUGUGUUUCAAUUUUCAGACUCGUUUAGUAAUAAAUAACAGUAGUUCCAAUCAAAAUUUUUAAUAUUUUCUAUUUAUGGAUUGUGGAUCUAUUCUAUUGCAGUUUUAUAGUUUGUUUUAGUGGGAAUCUUUUUAAUUAAGAGUAUAUUUUUGUAUGAAAUGUUCUUAUGUGCAAUUAAUAUUUGUAAUAAAACGGAAGUCUGUGUCAGA
Molecule: messenger RNA, 9144 nt
Organism: Pectinophora gossypiella (pink bollworm)
Lineage: Eukaryota; Metazoa; Arthropoda; Insecta; Lepidoptera; Gelechiidae
Product: furin-like protease 2
Exons: 14
Coding region: 402-4316 (1304 amino acids)
Biological process (GO): protein processing
Cellular component (GO): Golgi membrane; trans-Golgi network
Molecular function (GO): serine-type endopeptidase activity
Source: RefSeq, a predicted model, not a curated record